Messenger RNA from Nezara viridula (southern green stink bug), 2343 nucleotides. The record is from the annotation of a GenBank genome assembly. Lineage: Eukaryota; Metazoa; Arthropoda; Insecta; Hemiptera; Pentatomidae.
UUUUCUGAAUUUAUAACCUGCUGAUCUACCUACAAACCAAGUUGAUUAAUUAAUUAAUAUAUUAAUAUUUAUUCACCUUGCUAACUAGUUUGAAAACAACUUGGAUUGAUAUUAAUUUUCUAUUAUUUAAUAAGAUUAUGAUUGCUAUUUAUCAUUGGUAAUGGAUAGAAAAGAAAAUCUUGAGGACAUAUUUAUUUCUCUUAAGAAAUAUCUAUCUGAAGAUGGUCUUGUUCAAAUGUCUGAUGUGGAUCAAAGUGUAAUUUAUAAGUUGAACCUAUCUCAUAAAAAUAUCAUCAAUAAUAACAGGAGUCCUGAUGUGCUUAAAGAUAUCCAAGCUGUCCUAGAUGUAGUUUGGGAAGAUUUGAAUACGGGACACUGGAGCACUGUUUCGGAAAAACACAGAAAAAUAUAUGCAUUAGGAAGUUUAUUUAAAGUUAUUCGAAUCAUUCAAGAACUAUUGAAUGACAGUAUUCAUUUAAAUGAACACCUGAAGGAAGCGAUAAAAGCUGCUGAUAUGGGGCUGCUCAUGGGGACAGGCUAUCAUCAGCAGUUGUCUAAUGCAGCACGGAUGUUGAGUAAUUUGGUCUUAAAUGAAGAAUUUUCUGGCAAAUCAGAUUUAUUGCCAUCAUUUUCACAUGACAAUAAAAACUCUGACUGGUGCUUUCCCGGUAUCAAUGGGAAAAUAGUUGAAUGCCUGGAGUGCCCCUCAUUAGAAUAUUUUUUCAAACAUUAUUUUUCUUUAAGAGUGCCUGUAAAAUUAAAAGAAUGCAUUUCUCAUUGGCCAGCUUUUGAAAAGUGGAAUGAUGUUAAUUAUUUGAUCAAAACAGUUGGACCCCGAAUGGUUCCUGUAGAAUUAGGUUCAUCGUACGUCCAGAAUGAUUGGAGCAUGAAGCUCACUACUUUUCAUGAAUUUUUUUCAACUUACAUUUCUCAGAAAAAUGAUUCUGUUGGAUAUCUUGCUCAGCAUCAGUUAUUUGAUCAGGUUCCGGAAUUAAAAAGAGACAUCCUUAUUCCUGAAUAUUGCUGCCUUUCAGAUUCAGAAGAUGAUGCUUGCGAUGUUGACAUAAAUGCUUGGUUUGGCCCUGCUGAAACUGUGUCUCCUCUCCACUUUGAUCCAAAACACAACUUGCUGUCUCAGGUUAUAGGGAGAAAGAGAAUUAUUUUAUAUUCACCUGAAGAAUCUGAUAAACUGUACCCACAUGAAACCAAGAUGUUGCACAAUACUGCUAGGGUAGAUCCAUAUAACCCAAAUUAUGAAGAAUAUCCCGAAUUCAAAAAAUCAACAGCAUUAGAAUGCCACCUUUAUCCUGGUGAAAUGCUGUAUAUUCCUCCUAAAUGGUGGCAUCACGUAAGGUCCUUGGACAUAAGCUUCUCUGUUAGCUUCUGGUGGGAAUAAAACAUCUUAGCCUUUAACCUAACAUUAUUAUUAAUAUUCUUAUUAUUAUCUUGAAUAAAUACUAUUUAACAAAUAAUUCCUCUGAACACAUUGAAAUUCCGUUUAUUAAAUUACACUAAAGCAACAGCAUACAUGCACUACUUAGUGAUAAUCAUAUAUAAAGCAUUACAUAUAAAUAUCCUAUUUAUAUGUAAAUCUAUCCAUUAAUUAUAGUUGAAUUUGCUACCUAAGUUGUCAAAUGUAGCGUUUGAUACACAUUACCUUAGUAAUGGUUAAAGUAAGUUUACAUUGAAAUCGAAAGACCAUAGUUUAAUCUGCAUGGAAAGCCAUUUUGUCAAUGUUAUAUUUAUUACUAAAUAAAACAUAGUCUCUGUGAUCAAUAGAUAAAUACUUUAAGUCCUUUAUAUUACUUAGCAUGAAAUACUGUGUCCUAUCUACAGAAAAAAAAAAAACUAAUGAGUUUCCUGUAUGUCUGUAAUUAUUUAUUAUGUUUACUAUAAUUUGUACCUAUUAUUUUUUAACUGUUUAAACUCUGCAGUAUAUCUUAGUGGUAUAACCUUCUCCAACUUCAAUCUUGCCUUCCUAAUUUCUUUUCUCAAAAUAAAUUUUGUAUUUUAUUAAAAAUUGACCUUGAAUUAUCAACUUUGAGUUUAUGAUACGAAUCCUUAAAAUGUAAUGUUACAGAGAAAUGAAUACAAAGAAGUAUGACACAAGAAAAAAAUAAAUUAACAAGGAAUCAGUGCAUCUGUUUAUAAUAAUACUUCAUAAAAUAAACUCUAAAUAAAUUAGUCAAAUAGUAAUAAUAAUCUUACUGAAUAUGGACAUGAAUAUUAUUAUGACACAAUAAAAAUUAAAAAAAAAUCUUAUGAGUGAACAGGUAACUUUUAUUUUAUAUUUUAUUAGAUUAUAAUUAUUCCAUCAAAUACUAUUGGUAUUUUUACUGGCAG